CGAUCACUUGUUGCAUCCAGUGACUGAUUUAUUCAUGUCGAAAUAUGUUUGGCCCAUCUGUGAAGUUUAAAUCAUCAUUUUAGGGAUAACGGCGAGUAGCCGAGUUAUUUAAUUAUGUCUAAAUUUACAUAUUGAACGCUCUUUUGGAGUAUAAUGAAGCAAGUGGAAAUCAAAUAGGGCGCAGUCGCAACUAGGGCGGCUUAAAAGGUGGUAGUACGAAGUGUACUGGUAAUCAAUGGCGAAACAUGGUACACGUUAAAUCACGGGAAAUUAGUUAAGGAUUGCAAUGUGUUCGUGAUAAGUUUACAAUGAAAUUCGUAAUACGAUGUAGUGUUUUAAUUUUAUUGUACGAUUGAACCGUUCAACAAACUUUUUGUUGACACGCAAAGACAAUGACGUCUGUACUGUGUUUAUUUUAAAGAAAGUGAACCGAUGGAUUGGUAAUAAGAUAAAACAAUAAAUACAACGACAAUAAAUUUGCUAUGACAGUGCAUGUGAUGCAGAACUUAGUAAAUAGUUAACAAUGAAUACACCGAGUUCAAAGCAUGUCGUAACUUUCGACGAACGAUGUAAGGAAGGUAAGUCAAGAACAAACUUAAGCAUGGGUAGCAGAGGAGUCGGGGACAUUCCAACAAUAUUUCAUCCUCAACAAACUCAUACUUCAAAUAUCAUUCUUGGUGACAAUCAACAGAACCAUGGUCCUCAAAGCAGUAUUGGUCAAGUUACUCAUGAUAAUACUGGGUGUGAGCAGCAACAAGGAUGUAGCGUUACCGUUAGCUGCGGUGACUCAACGCCAAGUUGCCGCCCUUUGGAUACAAGCGGAAGUGGAGGAAUUGCUGAAGGAACUGGUGCUAGUCAAGGGCAUAAUGCGAGUCAAAUCCAAGUUCAGCAGCACAUUUCAACUCCUUCUGUUACUUAUCAACAAAGGCCCAAUUCUCUCUCAGCUUGUUAUGCAUCCUGCUGUGCAGAAUCAGCAAAGAAGAUAUAUUUUGGAGUAUGUGUAACCAUAUGUGUCACAGCAAGUUGGGUUGGUGCAACGCAUUGUAUUAAAUAUUUAUAUUUUUACAAACUUGAAAGUCCGAGUUAUUUAUCAUCUUCGAACUCAUCGGUAACGGGAACGCAUCAGCAACAUACGGUUCCAUAUAAUGCGCCCUUCUUCACAACGUGGUUCUGUACAAAUUGGGAGAUUCUUUACUACCCUAUUUAUUUCAUUUGUCAAGCUGCGAGAAUAAAAUGUAACACUCCGUCAGAAAUAAUCGCAGAAAAUUUGCGUGGAUUCCGAGAUAAAGGUUUCACCGGUGGUCGUUUUUUGAUCAGAUGUAGCCUCUUCUGUGGACUUUGGGUGGUCACGAAUUAUAUGUAUAUUUAUUCGCUCAGGAUAUUGUUAGCUACUGAUGUGAUGGCCCUGUUUGCGACAAACGUAUCCUGCGUUUAUUUAUUAUCAUGGGUUAUCCUUCAUGAGCAAUUUGUUGGUGUAAGGAUAGUAGCAGUAAUUUUAUGCAACACUGGGAUUGCACUUUUAGCGUACAUGGAUGGAAUAACUGGCAGUCCGACAUUAGGGGGUGUUGUUCUAGCAACAUCUGCAGCAGCUGGUUCUGCUGUUUAUAAGGUGCUGUUUAAGAAAGUUAUAGGAGAAACAACAUUCGGACAAAUGUCUCUAUUCUUUUCACUUAUCGGAUUGUGUAAUGCCGCACUACUAUGGCCGGUCUGUUUAGCCCUGUACUUUACGGGAGCCGAGAGUGUACAUUGGGAACGAUUACCAUGGACAGCAUUACUUUUAGCGAGCAUUCUUCAUUUAGUUGCAAACAUGCUUGGUAACUUCAGUAUUGCUCUAACGUAUGACUUAUUCAUUACCCUGGGAUUGAUCACAGCUGUACCUGUAUCAGCUGCGCUAGACGUUGUUUUAUACGGAGCCCACUUUGUGGGCAUGAAAUUGGCAGGGAUGAUUUUUAUAGCGGUUGGCUUCUUCCUUGUAAUGUUCCCGGAUAAUUGGCCUGACUACAUAACCAGAUUACUUCGGAGUUGUCUUCAUCCUAAACAACUGAAAAACAGUCAACCAACACUAACGUCAUCCAUACACCAGCAGAGUUUCAAACAAUUCCCAUACAAAUACACUUGCAAGGACUACUGGCAACUUCUCAUCCCAAGGACUACACUCAACCACUAAAGCCUCCUAAGAACAAAAAUCUCAUUUCACCUGUUCAUUUCAUUUCAAGAAGCCUUCCAGGUUGCACCACGAUUAUCCGGUCGCACCUUUCAAUUUGGAAAGAAGAGUCUAUAGAGUCAGAAAGAGAUCAGCUGCAAGAUGUAAGAGAGACGCGUGCCAAGUUUUUCAUUCUUAACGGGAACGACGAGCACGAAAAAAAAAAGAAAAUGUGUAGAAUAAGUAUUUAGUAAUCUGUAAAACAAAUAACACCUCACGACGCCGCCGAAAAGAAGCCGCACACUGGUCCUUGUGGGGAAUAAUGGGAAUACUUAUGAAAGCCUGGGAUUGAUAUACGCAGUACCACGGGCACCCAGCAGCACAGGAGCACUGUUGCUAGAAGCCGGUACUCGUCAAUGCAGCAACGUCAAUGUCGGUUGCGAAGCUACGGCGUUUCGUCGGCGCAUGGCGACGGGCAAAUGCUGCUACCGAUUAACAACAUAAACAGCAAUCAGGGUAACAGCAACCAAGCGGCCGGUGAACCGACGGCGGCGACGGCCACCCCGAACCUAACACACCGGCACAGUAACUCGUCCCAACAGAACAACACGGCUUACGAACCCCAACCUCGACGUGUCCCUACUUCCAUUUCGUAUACGACCUCGACCUCAACCCCGCUAUCGACCCCGAUCUCAACCUCAAUCGCGACCUCAACCUCAACCACGACGAAAAAUCAUCAACGUUCCCAUCUUCCUGGCCUUCAGAGGCAAUAACAAGGUAUGAGCGUACUAACGACACCAAGGAAAGACUAAGGAUUUAGGGUUGAAUUAUUUGUUUACACAGUUGUUUUGGAUGAUUUAUUUAUUUUUUUUAGAAAUUAUGUCAGAGGAGAAAUGUUCCAUGUUGAAGGAUGUUUGCGAAUAAGUUUGUUUAUGGUGUUAUAGAGGGAAGGAAUAAUAUGGUUAUAUUUUGCGGUGGGAUGGAGAAGUCUCUCCCUUAGUCUUUCUAGGUUUAAGGACGCGAAACAAGGAUCCGAGUUUGCUUACGAAUCAACUGAUAAGAAGCCCCGAUUUAACUUCCUAAAGCUCCUCUCGUUCAAACCUGUUGUUAAUGAUCGAGGGAAGUUUUGUCUUAUCAGUUUAACGUCGAAGUAAAUACUAAAUUCGGUUGAAGUUUGUGCAGUGAGUAAUUUGGCAGUGUGUAAUUCACGAGUCUCUUUCGAUGCCCUCGAGAAGGUCAGCUUUUAUUAAGAACGAUAUUUCCUGUUUUCUUCUUCUUCUUCUUUUGUUUUCAAUACAGGUGUACGAAUAAUCAUUCUUUUAGCUUGAAUUUUUCGUGACGACGAAGGUAAUACUGAGUUUAGAUUGAACCUCUGUGUUUGUGUUACUGUAACCACUUUAUUAUUGAUCACUGAUCGAGCAAUAACAGGACGAAUAAGUGUAUAAUGUUGAUUUACCGUAGAGUAUGUUGAAUUACUAUGGAAUUGUUUAAACGAUGUGAUUAUUAUUAACGGAGUAUUUAUCUUCUGGAUUCCUAUAAUGGUAGAUAAAGAACUGUGCUUGUAAAAGCAAAGAUAACUCUCGUACCGAAGGAAGAGAAAAUAUUCUAGAAUUAAAGUUGUGAAUUUAAAUGAAUUGCUUUUACAAGAUGAACUGAAGUAGUACAUAACUAGAUGAGACCUUGUAAAAUUGUACAGAAUUCUAGUACGUAUACCACCCUUAUGUUUUAGAAUUGCAGAUACUGAAUUGCUGGUUUAGUGCUACCUUGCGUUUCCGGUUCUAACAUAACAGAAUAUCUUUUUAUAUGCAUUUGUCUCGCUAGUACCUACAGUAUGCCUGCGUUAAGGAAUGACUUUAGAAAUUGUUUACCUAAUGUAACUUGACCGUCUGUUUACUUGUAGUUUUAAUACAUAUAUAAGUCCGUUAGCGUCCUCCUGUUACGUCGUUUCGGGUAUCGAGCAAUUAUCUGUCUUUUAUACAUUACGUAUUUUAUGGAAUGAAGCACUGUGACCGAUGUCAUGCUGCUCUGUGUCUCGUAAAAUCAUUCGUGUUACCAGCUAAGUUCAUGAUUUCAGAAAUACCUCCAGAAAUUUGCGGACUAUUCCAGAGAAAACGAAGGAAUUCUGGAAGCAAAUAACAUUAAAGGUGAAAGGAAUUCGAGCUACUAUUUUCUCAUCUUCUUUAGUUACCUUUAGUUUUGCAAACUUUCACCAGAACAAAGUGCACGAAGUAAGUAUGUUUUCAAUUAAGGAAUAAUCCGCAAAUUUCUAAGGAGAAAACUGUUUCACGUGAGAUACCGUUCCCUCUGAAUAUUUUUCGAUCUUGCCGGUUAACACUGAAAGAAAAACAAACGUGAGGCAAUGUAAUUAUUUGCAUGCAGUCGAAACUCUUAAAUUAAGGAAACCUUCGAGGAGCAUAAUUGACCUGACGUCUAA
Molecule: messenger RNA, 4577 nt
Organism: Nomia melanderi (Alkali bee)
Lineage: Eukaryota; Metazoa; Arthropoda; Insecta; Hymenoptera; Halictidae
Product: solute carrier family 35 member F3
Source: RefSeq, a predicted model, not a curated record